AGGAUCUGGGGCAUAAGGGUGGCGCUCGGGUUAAGCUCGGAGCAGCUGACAUCCAGCUCUGUCUGACUGCCUAGCCAAUUGGGUUAAGGAUGGCUCCCAGCAACAGCUGUAUGGUCCACAUGGAGGAGGAGAGGCUGUUGGCAAAAGAGAAGAACAAGCUGAGAAAGCCAGUGGUGGAGAAGAUGCGCCGCGACCGCAUUAACAGCAGCAUCGAGCAGCUGAAGGUCUUGCUGGAGAAGGAGUUCCAGAGACACCAGCCCAACUCCAAGCUGGAGAAAGCUGACAUCUUGGAAGUGGCUGUCAGUUACCUGAAACAGCAGCGUCAAGCUCAGGGCCAAGCUUUCGGCCAGAAGAAUCCAGAACUCGACUUCAACACCGGGUACUUGCGUUGCUUGAGGGAAACGUUUAAUUUCCUCUCCUAUUGUGAACCCAAGAGGGAAACCCAGAGCCGGCUGAUCAAGCACUUCUGCAAAGUCCACGUCAUUGCCGACCACACGCGCCCACCCGCUCCGGCCCUAGGCUGCCCACCUGUGCCUCUUCACCCUCUUCCCAAGAAACACCCUGCCCACAAGAACCCACCAGCUGCAGUGACCAUCUGGAGACCGUGGUAGAGACCACUGAUGGACUUUCCUGAUAGCUGUCUACAAAAAUAUAUAUAUAUAUACUAGAGGAAUCUUUGGUUUUAGGAUUCCUCUUUCUUAAGUAGGAAACCUUUUGAUUUCCAGGAGGUGGGGGAGAAGGAGAAUGCGGUUGUUUUUUCUGCAAAGAGAAAGCCGGCUAAUGUAAUUUCCCUUCACAAUGAAGGAUCGUGCCUGCUUUUCGCAGAGUGGAUAAAGUCCACCCUUAAUGGGUGACCGUGACAGACAGCCAGUGUCUUUGUUCCUGUGCAGAAUGCAAAACAAAACCCCAGAAUUAUCUGCAGCCACAGUGUUGCUCAAAAGAUGUCUCUCUGGUAUCCGAGAGGUACAGCACUGAAGGUGCUGAGGAUCCAAAGGGUUGAAGAUCAGCACUGGCUCUCUGUUCAGGUUGUCCUUCCAAGAGAAGGGCUAUUUUUGAUGAUGUAGUUUUGUAUUAAAAGUGCUGUAGUCUAUUUUUUUUUUUAACCUUUUGCGUGAACCCCUUUGCCUCCUGAACAGUAGCUAUGUUACUGAGAAUCCUGUACUACGUUUGUAGAUGAACUUUUAAAAGUUAUUAUGAUAACGUAUUGGGCCAUUUCAGUUAGGUUUUGUUGCAUCUGUGUGCUUCUCUCAUUUGAGAGAGAUGUCAAUGCCUUUUGUAAAGGAAACGGUUGCCUGGGUAUCUUUAAUAAGGAGAAAGAACUGAGGGUACGUAGAUGAACUAUGUGCGAUGCUUUUUAAAAGAAAGGAAUAAAAGAUAUUGUGCAUUCAUCACUUGUGAUGUUGAAUACCAUUUGAAUUUCUUGGAUGGAAAUGCCAAUAAAAAGAUUCUCAUUUAUUA
Messenger RNA from Heteronotia binoei (common prickly gecko), 1458 nucleotides. Its product is annotated as transcription factor HES-5-like. The record is from RefSeq and is a predicted model, not a curated record. Gene Ontology annotation, cellular component: nucleus. Lineage: Eukaryota; Metazoa; Chordata; Lepidosauria; Squamata; Gekkonidae. Gene Ontology annotation, biological process: regulation of neurogenesis; anterior/posterior pattern specification; regulation of transcription by RNA polymerase II. Gene Ontology annotation, molecular function: RNA polymerase II cis-regulatory region sequence-specific DNA binding; DNA-binding transcription factor activity, RNA polymerase II-specific; protein dimerization activity. The coding region runs from base 90 to 611 and encodes 173 amino acids. The transcript has 3 exons.